This is a messenger RNA of Acanthisitta chloris (rifleman), 768 nucleotides long. RefSeq names its product highly divergent homeobox. The record is from RefSeq and is a predicted model, not a curated record. Gene Ontology annotation, molecular function: RNA polymerase II cis-regulatory region sequence-specific DNA binding; DNA-binding transcription factor activity, RNA polymerase II-specific. The annotation marks the transcript as partial. The transcript is spliced from 6 exons. NCBI's taxonomy places the organism in Eukaryota, Metazoa, Chordata, Aves, Passeriformes, Acanthisittidae. Gene Ontology annotation, biological process: regulation of transcription by RNA polymerase II.
UUACAGGACCGAACACAAUUUAGUGACCGAGACUUAGCCACCCUAAAGAAAUACUGGGACAAUGGCAUGACCAGCCUGGGCUCAGUCUGCAGAGAGAAAAUUGAAGCUGUGGCUGCAGAAUUAAAUGUUGACUGUGAAAUAGUGCGGACUUGGAUUGGGAAUCGAAGACGGAAAUAUCGUUUAAUGGGGAUUGAGGUCCCACCCCCUAGAGGAGGUCCUGCUGAUUUCUCUGAUCAAUCUGAAUUUGUUUCUAAAUCAGCAAGUAAUCCAGGAGAGGAAACUGCUACUGAAGUGGGGGAUGAUAAUGAUAGGAAUGAUGAAGUAUCAAUCUGCUUAUCUGAAGGAAGCUCACAAGAAGAGACAAAUGAAACUCUUCAAAAUGAAGAAAUUGGUCCCAAAGAUGAUGACCAGAACCCAGUUCCCACAGAUAAUGUGAAAAUAGAAAUUAUAGAUGAUGAAGAAAGUGACAUGAUCAGCAAUUCUGAAGUGGAUCAGAUGAGCUCUCUCUUGGAUUACAAGAGUGAAGAAGUCAGAUUCAUUGAGUCUCAGCUGGAGAGUCACAAACAGAAGUACUUUGAGCUCCAGGCCUUUACUCGGAGUUUGAUCCUUGCUGUCAAAGCAGAUGAUAAAGAACAGCAGCAGGCACUGCUUUCAGAUUUACCUCCUGAACUAGAAGAAAUGGAUUUCAACCACACAUCCCCAGAGCCUGAUGAUACCUCAUUCAGCUUGUCCUCUUUGUCAGAGAAAAAUGCCUCAGACAGUUUGUGA